AUGCGGCACAACCUGCGGUCUCGAGGACCUUCAGGUCGAAUAUCCGUCGCACUCAUCCUCAGCUAUGUCUUUGACUGGUUCAUCAUAAUUGCUGCCGCAGGAAUUGGAGCUGCGCUCGCAAACAUCACCCCGAACAAACGACCGUUCUCCCUCAUCAAUCCCGAAAUCAGCUUUCCCUUUGUCACGCAGGAGAAGAUCUCGACGGUCAACUUGGGAUUGACCUGCCUCGUUGCGCCCGCAGUCAUCAUCUUUAUCGUCUCGAUCCUCCUUGUUCCUGGACCGACAGUAUCCAAGUCAGUACCCAAAUCGCUCAUAUGGCGGAGGAAGAUAUGGGAAUGGCACACAGGAUGGCUUGGAUUGGCAUUGUCACACGCAGCCGCCUUCCUCAUCACUCAGGGCAUGAAGAAUCUGUUUGGAAAACCAAGACCUGAUCUUCUUUCCCGAUGUGACCCAGACCUGUCAAAGAUUGCUCAAUUCCGCACAGGAGGGUUUCUUGCAGAUAAUGGAGAAGCGCCCACUGGAACACCUCUGCCUGUUCUUGUAAACCAUGGCAUUUGCCGCAAUACAGACAAGCAUAUCAUGGACGAUGGUUUCCGCAGUUAUCCCUCCGGACAUGCUUCGUUCGCAGCGGCAGGCAUGAUAUAUCUGAGUUUAUAUCUUGCCUCGAAGCUCGCUGUCAGCGUUCCGUAUCUAGCACCGAAAUCAUACAGUACAGAUGAUCUACAUACGUCCGCCUUUCCAUCUCGUACGGAGAGAAGAGCAUCAGAAAGAUCUACCAUUAAGCCGCAUUCUCAACACAACGAUAAUGAACCAACCGGUCACGAUGACAGAAUUAUUGCGUCUCGAAAUGAAGCUGCGGCCCCUCCAGUCUAUCUUCUUGCUAUUGCGAUAAUACCCUGGUUCGCGUCAAUAUACAUUGCAUCUACACGAUACUCAGAUUUCAGACACCAUGGCUUUGACAUCCUAUUUGGUUACUUGAUUGGACUAGUCACUUCCAUCUUCGCAUUCAGAUAUUACCAUCUCCCCAUCCGUCAAGGCGCAGGUUGGUCAUGGGGACCACGCAGCUCCGACCGAAGUUUCUGGGCUGGCAUCGGUGUUGGAAAUUACGCAGGAUCAGGUAGUCCAGUGACGGAAGGAGCAGUCAAGGGAUCAGCGGAUCUCGAAAACGGUGGCAUGGAGCUUUCCGAGAGACACGAUACGAACGAAGCUACAAACGAUGUGGGUGCCGCCGCCGGAAGGAGAAAGGACGCAUUCUAA
This is a messenger RNA of Glarea lozoyensis ATCC 20868, 1257 nucleotides long. Its product is annotated as Acid phosphatase/Vanadium-dependent haloperoxidase. Bases 1 to 1257 code for a protein of 418 amino acids. Gene Ontology annotation, molecular function: phosphatidate phosphatase activity. The transcript has a single exon. The record is from RefSeq and is a predicted model, not a curated record. Lineage: Eukaryota; Fungi; Ascomycota; Leotiomycetes; Helotiales; Helotiaceae. Gene Ontology annotation, biological process: phospholipid metabolic process.